AUGGGGAGAGGAAAGAUUGUGAUCCAAAAGAUAGACAGCUCCGCGAGCAGGCAAGUGACCUUCUCAAAGCGAAGAAAUGGGCUGCUCAAGAAGGCCAAGGAGCUCUCUAUUCUGUGCGACGCCGAGGUCGGCGUCAUCGUCUUCUCUUGCACCGGCAAGCUCCACGAAUUCGCCAGCUCUAGCAUGAGGUCCACAGUCGACCGUUACGCUAAAUCCAAACAAGAUCAUCAUGGAGAGAAAAAUCCCGUCGAAGAACUCCGGCUUCGGCAAAGGGAAGUCGCAGAUUUAAAGCAGCAACUACUCGACAUGCAGGAUUACCGCAGGCAUCUGAUGGGCGAAGAACUUUCCACCUUAAGCAUCGGAAACUUGCAGAAUCUGGAGAAGCAAUUGGCAAUGAGCUUGAAGGCUGUCCGAACAAGGAAGUGUCAGGUUUUGAGUGAAGAAAUAGGAGAUCUCAAUGAAAAGGCAUCGAAUGCAAGUGAUUCCAGAGAAGUUACAAGUAGGGAAGUUCCAUUCACUGCUGCUGAUAGAUGCGACUUACGCUUGCGCCAUUAUUCACAUGCAAGUCAUUCACGCUCUGAAGUAAAUGAAGCAGCACAGAUUGCAAUGGAGCCAAGGCAUGAUGAGUAUAACCGUACAUUGUAUAACUUCACACAUGCAGCUCAAACCAAAGUCUAG
Messenger RNA from Rhodamnia argentea, 678 nucleotides. RefSeq names its product MADS-box transcription factor 23-like. The record is from RefSeq and is a predicted model, not a curated record. Gene Ontology annotation, biological process: positive regulation of transcription by RNA polymerase II. Bases 1 to 678 code for a protein of 225 amino acids. Lineage: Eukaryota; Viridiplantae; Streptophyta; Magnoliopsida; Myrtales; Myrtaceae. Gene Ontology annotation, cellular component: nucleus. The transcript is spliced from 6 exons. Gene Ontology annotation, molecular function: protein dimerization activity; RNA polymerase II cis-regulatory region sequence-specific DNA binding; DNA-binding transcription factor activity, RNA polymerase II-specific.